Sceloporus undulatus (fence lizard) is the source of this 8482-nucleotide messenger RNA. RefSeq names its product unconventional myosin-X-like. Gene Ontology annotation, cellular component: cytoskeleton; myosin complex. The record is from RefSeq and is a predicted model, not a curated record. The transcript is spliced from 41 exons. The coding region runs from base 77 to 6241 and encodes 2054 amino acids. Lineage: Eukaryota; Metazoa; Chordata; Lepidosauria; Squamata; Phrynosomatidae. Gene Ontology annotation, molecular function: cytoskeletal motor activity; ATP binding; protein binding.
UUUUUUGCAAGGCAGCGAGGCAAUACAUUAAAGCCUCCUGGUCUUCUCUCUUGAGCAGCAGGAGCCUUCCAAGCAGAUGGACUCGCAGCUGCCAGAGUGGACACGUGUGUGGCUGGAGGAGAAGGAGCAGUUGUUGCCUUGCACGGUUAGCUGUUCAUCUGAUGGCUGUGUGCUCUUCACUUCAGACUAUGGCGAAGUGUUCUGCUAUCCAUGGGUUUCACUGCCCAGAGAGAAGGUCCUGCCGAUGCAUCAGUCGAGUGUGGAGGGGGUGGAGGAUAUGUCCACGCUGGGGGACCUGCACGAGGCUGCCAUUUUGCUCAAUCUGUACCAACGCUACCAGCAGGACUACAUCUAUACAAACAUUGGCUCCAUCUUAGUCUCUGUGAAUCCCUACAAGCCCAUUGCUGGACUGUACGAUGCGGCUGCCAUUGACCUGUAUCGACAGCACUGCCUGGGUGAGCUGCCUCCUCACAUCUUUGCUACUGCCAGCGAAUGCUACAGCUGCCUGUGGAGGCGCCAUGACAGUCAGUGUAUCCUCAUCAGUGGAGAAAGUGGCGCUGGGAAGACAGAGAGCACCAAGUUGCUACUGAAGUUUCUAUCGGUCAUGAGCCAGACCUCACUGGGUGGCCCUGCCUCAGAGAAGAGCACACAUGUAGAAGAGGCCAUCAUGGAGAGCAGUCCAAUCCUGGAAGCAUUUGGAAAUGCCAAGACAGUCUAUAACAACAAUUCUAGCCGCUUUGGCAAAUUCAUCCAGCUGCAUUUUUCCCAGCAUGGGCAUAUCCAGGGAGGGAGAGUCACUGACUAUUUAUUGGAGAAGAACAGAGUUGUUCACCAGAACCCCGGAGAACGUAAUUAUCAUAUCUUCUACGCUUUAUUAGUUGGCGUCAGUGGGGAACAAAAAGAAGCUCUGGUCCUGCUGGAGCCCAAGAAUUACCGUUAUCUAAACCAGUCUGGCUGCAUAACCAAUGAGAACCUGGAUGACAAAGACAUGUUCAGCAAGGUCAUGACUGCUCUUGAAGUGAUAGGAUUUAGCUCAGAAGAAAUAAGAGAUAUUUUCAAGCUUCUUUCUGGCAUUCUGCAACUUGGCAACAUUGAUUUCAUGACUGCAGGAGGAGCUCAGAUCACAACAAAAACUGUGCUGAAUAAUGUCAGUGAGCUGCUUGGCUUGGAUACCUUCCAGCUGUCUGAGGUGCUCACCCAGAGAUCCAUGUUUCUACGUGGGGAGGAAAUCAGCUCUCCCCUCACUGUGGAGCAGGCUGCAGAUUCCAGAGACUCUCUCGCUAUGGCUCUGUAUUCGCAGUGCUUCUCAUGGAUCAUUGGCAGAAUUAACUCAAAGAUAAAAGGGAAGGAAAACUUUAAGUCUGUGGGAAUUCUGGAUAUCUUCGGUUUUGAGAAUUUCCAGGUGAAUCGUUUUGAACAGUUUAACAUCAACUACGCAAAUGAGAAGCUCCAGGAGUACUUCAAUAAGCACAUAUUUUCCCUGGAGCAGCUUGAGUACAACAGGGAAGGGAUAAGCUGGGAAGCUAUUGAUUGGAUGGAUAAUGCAGAGUGCCUAGAUCUCAUUGAGAAGAAACUUGGCUUGUUAGCACUGGUGAAUGAAGAGAGUAGAUUCCCCAAAGGCACAGACAGUACCCUUUUGGAAAAGCUCCACAGUCAGCAUGGGAACAACCAGUAUUACAUGAAGCCCCGAGUGACAGAUUUCCAGUUUGGAAUCCAGCACUAUGCUGGAGAGGUUCUCUAUGAUGUGAGGGGCUUUCUAGAGAAAAACAGGGACACCUUUCGGGAUGAUAUUUUAAACUUGUUGAAAGAUAGCAGGCUUGAUUUCAUCUAUGACCUCUUUGAAAGAGUCUCUAGCUGCAGCAGCGAAGACACUCUGAAGAUGGGGACUCAGAGGCGUAGACCGACUGUCAGCUCCCAGUUCAGGGACUCUUUACACUCCUUGAUGGCUACGCUCAGCACUUGCAACCCACUGUUCAUUCGCUGCAUCAAACCCAACCUGGAAAAGGCUCCAAAUCUCUUCAGUCCAGAUGUGGUGUUGAAACAACUGCGAUAUUCAGGUAUGCUGGAGACGGUGAAGGUCCGCAGAGCUGGAUUCCCUGUACGACGACUUUUUCAGGAUUUCCUUCUCAGGUACAAGAUGCUUUUAAAGAACUUGAAAAAUCCAGAUGGUGCAAAGGCCACGUGUGCAGAAUUCCUGAAGAUGCAUGACAGUUCCCAAAGUGCAUGGAAGCUAGGAAAAACAAAGGUUUUCCUGAAGGAAGCUCUGGAGCAAACAUUGGAAAAGGCCCGGGAAGAGGAGCUGAGGAAAGCAGCGACCAUCAUCCGAGCCCACGUCCUGGGCUACAUGGCAAGAAAGAAGUACCAAAGGGCACUAUCCAGUGUUGUGACCAUUCAAAAGAAUUACCGUGCCCACUUCUGGAAGAAGUCUUUCUUGCGCCUCAAGGCCUCCACCAUUGUCCUGCAGAAACACUGGCGUGGACAGCUGACUCGUAGUCUUUAUCGGCACCUGCUACAGGAAGAACAGAGACGAAAGCAGGAAGCCGAGGAGCAGAGGCGGCAAGAGGAAGAGAGGAUUAAAAAGGAGGAAGAAGAAAGACAAUGGCAAGAAGAGAGGGCGUGUAGGAGGAAGCAGGAGGAGGAAGAGGAGAAGAAGAAAAGCAGGGAAAAGGAGCAGUUGGAAGCAGCACUUCAGGUGGCCCAGAUGGAGGUACUAAGGACACAAGAGGAAGACCCGCCUUUGCAGGAAGAGGAACAGCGCCAGAUGGAGAAGAUUCUGCGACUGGAAAGGGAGAUUGAGAAGCUGCAAUGGCAGCAGAAGACAGACCACAUUACCAUAAGCUGUGAAAACACCAAGAAUGAAAUGAAACGGCAGCGGGAGGAGGAGAUACAGAGGUUAGAGAAGGAAGCAUCUAGAGUUGCGCAGGAGUUCUUGGAGCUGCUAGAUUUUGGGAACCUGGAUGAGAGUGUGCAAGGUUUGGACCGCUCCCUCUCCAAUGAAGGGACUCUUAACAUUGAGUGCAGCCUUGUAGCUCCUCUGGCUGAGGAAGAAGAAGAUGAAGGUUUUCCUGCUGAUGAAGAAGGUCCACCAGUCCCUAGCCCAAGUCUCUUGAACCAGGACAGCAGCACCAGAACCAGUGAUAACUAUUACUCUGAGGAGGACACAUCUCCCAAUAUGCUGCUGCCUGAGGGAGAGGAUGGGGAGCUCAACUCUCUGAAUCUUUUUACAGAGAGACCUGAGAGUCCUCAGAAGCAGAACGUGGAAAACAUCUACCACACUGUCUCAGACAUCCUGCCAGGUGACUUCAUGGAAUCAGAUGACCCCAUCUACACCUUGCCUCCUGAUGUGGAGUCAGACUAUGACCAUGAGGAGUUUGAGGUCAGUGGAGAGGUUGGUAGCACAUCAGCUGACCCUCUGAAUGGGGAAGAAGUCCUGCAUAAUACUCACAGUAAUGGUGUUGACUCCAACCGUGGAAGCCUGGACUCAUUUCUGGACAGUGAAGAUGAAGGGGAUACCUAUAUGGACACAGAUGAAGAAUUGUGCAGCAGCCGGGUCAGCAUGCUGAAUGGGUCAGGGCCAGCCUAUUUUCACAGCUAUCUCUACAUGAAGGGAGGCUUGAUGAACCCCUGGAGACGACGUUGGUGUGUCCUGAAGAAUGAGGUUUUCAUGUGGUUCCGAGCCAAGCAAGAAGCCUUGAAAUCAGGCUGGCUUUAUAAGAAAGGAGGGGGCAUGUCCACACUGUCUCGCCGAAACUGGAAACGGCGCUGGUUCGUGCUGAGAGAGGCCAAGCUAAUGUACUUUGAGAAUGACAGCGAGGAGAAGCUGAAAGGGACAAUUGACAUCAGGAAAGCCAAAGAAAUUGUGGAUAUUCACGAGAAAGAGAAUGCCCUUGAUGUUGUAACAAAUGACCGAAUCUACCACAUAGUGGCAGAGUCACCAGAGGAUGCCAGUGACUGGUUCAAUGUCCUGAGCCGUGUGCACAGUGCUACAGAACAGCAGCUGAGGGAGAUGCAGGAUGAACAAGCCAACCCAAAGAAUGCUGUGGGAACCCUUGAUGUGGGGCUCAUUGACUCAGUCUGUGCUUCUGACAAUCCUGACAGGCCAAAUUCCUUUGUGAUUAUCACAGCAAAUAGAGUCAUCCACUGCAACAGUGACAUCCCAGAGGAGAUGCAUCAUUGGAUCUCCCUCCUGCAGAAGCCCAAGGGUGAAUCCAGGGUUGAUGGACAGGAAUUUCUUGUGAGAGGGUGGCUUCAUAAGGAGGUCCAGGGCAACAGCAAAACAUCUUCUCUGAAAGUGAAGAAACGGUGGUUUGUGCUAACCAACACAGCUCUUGACUACUACAAAUCGUCAGAACGCACUGCUACCAAGCUUGGGACAUUGGUGCUCAACAGUCUCUGCUCAGUAGUGCAACCCGAUGAAAGAGUCUUCAAAGAAACUGGCUACUGGAAUAUCACCGUGCACGGCAGGAAGCAUUCCUACCGUCUCUACACCAAGCUGUUGAAUGAAGCCAUGCGCUGGGCCUCCGCCAUCCAAGGAGUGAUUGACAGCAAGGUUCCCAUUGAAACACCCACACAGCAACUCAUUCGUGACAUUAGAGAAAACAGCAUGAACCCAGAAUUGGUAGAACAGACGUACCGGAGAAAUCCCAUCCUGAGAUACACCCAGCAUCCUUUGCAUUCUCCUCUGCUACCUCUGCCUUAUGGGGAUGUUGGAAUCAACUUGCAACAAGAAAAGGGCUACAGCAGCCUCCAGGAUGAAGCCGUGAAGAUCUUUAAUUCCCUUCAGGAAAUUGAAACAGUGUCUGACCCCAUCCCCAUUAUCCAGGGCAUCCUGCAGACCUGUCAUGACCUCAGGGCCCUCCGUGAUGAGGUUUAUUGUCAGCUGAUCAAGCAGACCAACCACGUGCCACAGCCCAACAGCUCUGGAAACCUUCACCAUUGGCAGCUGAUGACCUGCAUGAGUUGCACCUUCUUGCCGAGCAGGGGAAUUCUCCGUUACCUGAAGUUCCACCUCAGAAGAGUAAAAGAUAUAUUUCCAGGCACAGAAACAGACCGGUAUUCUCAAUUCAUCAGUGAUUCAUUGAAGAAGACUAAGAGCAGGGAGUUUGUUCCUUCGCAAGAGGAGAUACAAGCCCUCAUCACCCGGGAGGAAAUGACUACUACAGUUUAUUGCCAUGGAGGAGGUUCCUGUCAGAUCACAAUAAAUUCCCACACCAGUGCAGGAGAGGUGGUAGAGAAGUUGAUCCGAGGACUUGCCAUGGAGGAUAGCCGUAAUAUGUUUGCUCUAUUUGAACGCAACAAGCACGUGGACAAGGCCAUUGAGAGUCGGGUGAUUGUAGCUGAUGUUUUGGCCAAGUUUGAGAGACUUGCUGGGUCAGUGGAGGAGGAAGAGGAUGCACAUUGGCAGCUGUAUUUUAAACUGUAUUGUUUCUUGGAUGUCGAAAAUGUCCCCAAGGAGGGAGUGGAAUUUGCCUUCAUGUUUGAGCAGGCUCAUGAAAGUCUCAUUAAUGGCCACUUUCCAGGCCCUGAGGAGACAUUGCAGCACUUGGCAGCCCUGAGGUUACAGUACCUUUAUGGGGACUAUUCCAAAAUCUUCUGGUCCCUUGACAGUGUCUACCCAGUGAAGAGGCUGAAAGCAAAAAUACUCCAGUCAACAAAAAGCAGUGGUCCCAGUAGCCAUGCUCUGGAGAGAAGGAGGACAAGUUUUCUGGAAGGCACGCUGAAGCGCAGCUUCAAGGCAGGCUCCAUGAAGAAGCAAAAGGUGGAAGAGGAGCAGAUGGUAGAGAUGUGGGUAAAAGAGGAGCUGUCGGCAGCUCGGACCAGCAUAGCAGAAAAGUGGAGCAAACUGCAGGGGCUGCUCCAGCAUCAGGCCCUGAUCGCCUACAUGGCCAUCAUGAAGGAAUGGUCGGGCUAUGGCUCCACUCUCUUUGAUGUUGAGUGUAAAGAAGGUGGCUUUCCAAAUGACCUCUGGCUCAGUGUCAGUACAGAAAAUGUAUCUGUCUAUAAACGGGGAGAAGCCAAACCCUUGGAAACUUUCCAGUAUGAGCACAUUGUCUUCUUUGGGGCUCCCCAGACCAAUACCCUCAAGCUGACAGUGGAUGAGAGAGAGAUGUACUUUGAGACCCCCCAGGUUGGAGAGAUCAUUAAAAUAAUGAAAGCUUACAUCAACAUGAUUGUGAAGAAAUGCUGUAGUGUUAGAUCAGCCACCAGCCUAGACAGCCAUGCAAGUAUCUGGACGAGGUGAUGAGACCGGGGAAGCUGAACUCAGCCCUUUAGCAGACACGGGUUGCAUCCCAGCCAGAAUUGUAGCAAAUGUUUUUGUAAAAAUGGGGAGAAAUCCUCCUCUUAACAUAUUGCCUGAGAGAAGCAAAAAAGGACUGGUGCUGAGCAUUCACAGCUGUGGGUUUUGCUCUAUAACCAAAAUCAUAAACAUGACAACCAUGACAGUCAGCCCAAGGCCUGGGCUUCCUUUGCCCUCACUCUUGUGAGAAACACCAAACAGGGACAACACUGGACCCACCUUUCUCUGCAGGAUCCAUUAAGACCUUCUGUGCAAUAAAAACAGCAGGGAAGAGACUAUCUGCCAGGCAAGAAUUACAUCCUGGACCAUACACCAAUACAAACUGAAGGUUCCCAAUUACUUUGUUGAUAAACUCUCUGCUGGCAAAGAUUGAUGUGACUUCUUUUAGGGGGUCAUGUUCCCUCAGGGAUGAGCUGCUACUACUACUGAAUAAUCAUAUACUGGGGACCUUUCUGUGGGGGUCAUCUUGUUGUCAGUAUUACCAUCCCUAGGAGAUCAAGAUUAAUGGCAAAAGCUUCCAAAUCACGCCAAGUUUUCCAUGCUCUCACUACAAAGAGGCUACUUUGGGUUUGUUGUUUGUGGCACAUGUCACCGAGGCUGUCUCCAAUCUUGGCUCCUUGCAGGAAUUUGGAUUGUGUGUUUUGUCUUGUUAAUCUUUGUUUUCUUACAUAUUGUUUUUCUGCACUUUGGUGUCACACUGGAGAAAUGGGAAGCUCCAUGAGGCAAUUAACAGUAAAAUGCCAAUGCAGCCUUUCCCAACUAGGUGCCUACCAGAUGUGCUGGACUGCAACUGUCAUUAGCUCCAUUGGCCAUGCUGGCUGGAGGUGAUGGGAGUGGUAGUCCUCUGCAGUUAAGACUGGCGGGAGGGUGCCAGGUUGGGAAGUCUACCAUUGAGUGUUUUGUGUGGUUCAAAGCUCACUAGGGACAAUAGGAUAUUGGCCUAUUUUGGUUAGUUUUAAGUUCCAAAAGCCAAAGGAAUGAGUUUCUCAUAUUCUACAGUAAAGGAAUGAAAUCCCACCCCACCCUCAUGAAUUAAGUCUAUAUAGUUUAGACUAAAUAUGGACACUUGUUCCUUUGGCUUAAUGUAUCCUGCUUCUGCUAGACAACAGAAAAGGAUAAAGAGCUAAGACUGAAGUAUUAAAUUCUGUCCCUACUGUUCCCCUAGCACACCUGUUGAGAUUUCUCUAGGCCACUGCCCUUGUGGACUAGGAAUUUGCUUUUUAAAAUGAAGAAUGGCAGACCACAUUUCCAGCAUCUUGUGUUCUGUGUUCGCUGUCCCAUUUGGGACAUUGCUUAUUGGACAGGGGAGCACACGCAUAUAAGCCUGAAUACAAAGGUUGCAACAUUCUUGACAAACCUGAGGAGAGAUUCACAGUGCCUUUUACAGCAAGGGUGAGCAAAUGGGACCCUCCAGAUGUUGGGAUGCAAUUCCAAGCAUUCCACAUCAGAAGCUCUCUUCCUUGGGCUGAUGGUAAUUGUAGCUGAGCACCUGGAGGCUACACUUUGGUAUCUCUAGCUAUAGGAGUGGGCAAUCUGCCAUCCCUUCCAACUUUCCUUCAGGCAAUGCUAAAUUUCAAAUGUCUGAGAACCCCAAUAAUCUUUCUUUCACUAGAAAUGGUCCUCUACAAGGAUUCUCCCACCAGGGAACUUUCCUCCCCACUUCUUAUCACUGGAAAAUGCAAAUAUAGGAUCACACCUGUCUCAAGCAGCUGGCUGGUGAUAUGAUCAUGAUCCCUUUCUUUUUACUAAAGCUGAAACACAACUACACCCAAAUAUCCUGUGCAUGUUGUAUAAUUAUAUUCCCCAGGCAGGACAUAAAUAUCACAGCUCAUCUUUCUGUCAUUUUGACAGGGAAACGUUGCCUUAAAGAGCUGGGUUAAGUCAUACCAAGAGCUACUUUUCCAAAUUAUGGAAUUGAAACAGAAGAGACUGAUAGAACACAGUCGGUGUUGCCUGUUGGCCCAAUAUGCUAACCGGAGCUUUCUUAAUACACUCCCCUACUUCUCCCUCAAAUCCUUGGUCCUGCACUACUACUAUGUCCUAGCUCAUGGGUUGCUGCUGGCAGCUUAAACCCAAUUGAGAAUGUAACUUCCAUUCAUUAUGUUGCAGAUUUCCUUCUGUUCUUUUUGUUUUAAUUUGUAACUGGCUUUACAAGAUGGAGGUUUAAUAAAUUAUUGGAUUGCA